GAAACCGUUGCAGAUGAUGCUAAUACUUCAGUCCAGUUUCAUCUGAGGAGAUUAUCAUCUUGUGUGGGGGACCAUAUACUAGAAACAACCAGAUAUGAAACUUAUUUUAGUUUUUUUUUGUGUCACUCUACUCAAAUACGCAGGGGCUGCCUGCUAUAAUGGCACCGAAUAUCAGGUGUGUGAGUCAUGUGCCGGGUCAUGUGGACAAGGAAAUGGAUGUAUGUGCGCCGAUUUUAACACUUGUGUCCCUGACGAUUGUAGCAUGAAUUCAAAUGAGUGUUGCCCUCCUGGCUUAUUUUGGUCGGUGAAUGAAACCUGUUGUACAGCUAACGUGACCUGUGAUUCCCCAUGUGCAAGUGAUGAAACUUGUGCUACUAUUAACAACAAAGCAACCUGUUUUUGUGAUCCAAACUUUUACAAGAAAAAGAAUAUCACCGAUUUGAAGCCAAUACUUUUCUGUGGGAUUAACAUAACAAUUGUUUCUCUCAGCCGAUGCCUUCUGUAUGCCCUUGGAUAUGACUACAACACAUUUCGGCUUAAUGAAAACUCUGCUGCCUGCAAGUACAGCUAUAGGGAAAUUGUUAAUAAUCAGAGUUUACAGUCUAUUCAGGUCGUACAAAAACCUGGAUGGUGCGGAAAUAUUGCCACGAAUGAUUCAGCUAAGUACUAUAUUACAAAUACUCUUAACGUUGGUAUUCAGAAUAAAACCCUCAUUACUGUAAAUCCAAUCAAAAUGAACUUUACCUGCUCUUUUAACAUAACCAUGCAGACCAGCCUCGCCUUCGCUCUCAAUCCUGUACUAAGUACCACCUACCUUCCAGGAAUUAAUGGAGAAACUGUAUACCCCUUUACUAUGGCUGCUUACUUGAACAAAGAUUUUAUUUCACCAAUUGAAAUGAAUCAGGAAGUAUCUGUGGCUGUGGGAUCAUACAUCUACCUAGGCUUGUUUGUUACUGGUGCAGAUGGAGAUUUGCUUGCUCUGAGAGCUGUACAGUGCUUUGCUACACCAACCAAAAACCCUGAUGAUAUCAAUAAAGUGGUGUUCUUAAGUGGAGGCUGUGACGUUGAUGAUGAAGUUGACACUGUAGUAGAGAAGAAUGGUGAUGGUCUUGAGGCCCGAAUCAGAAUCAGUGCAUUUGCAUUUCAAGGUUUGCCUGAAGUGUACAUCUUCUGUAAUGCUCGGUUAUGUGACAAAAAAGCAGAAAACUGCAGUCAGUGUGAUUCUAGUCGAGCGACUGAGCCAAAAUCUGCAGAAGUGGUGUUAUCUCUGAAGCUAGACAACAAUGUGGAUUUCAGCAGCAGCUCCUACACAGCUGUAUCCUGGACCCUUCUGGUCAGCUCUUUGCUAGCACUGUGGUCCAACAGACUCAUCUGAAAAAGACUCAUCUAUCUUAUGGGAGAAACUGUGGAAAGGGACUAUAUAAGCCUUUUAGCCUAGCUACCUAAAUAAUUUAUAUUUAUUUACCUAACAAUGAAAAAAGUAUUUUGUUUUCUAUUAUUAAUGUUGAUCCCCAGAAAGUUUGCUCCGGACCAUGAAGCCAGGUUUCUACCGAUUAUCAUAUAUUAGUAGACACUGCUGAGAUUAUAUUCAAUGUAUAUUAAUCUGUUUGAUAUAUGCUACAAAAUCUGUAUAAGAUCAUUUACCACUAAGAAGAGUUUUGUGUUAAUUGUAACAAAUAAAUUCAUUUAUAUUUAUAAUACAUAUGUCUAAAAUAAAAAAUAAUAUGUUGUGACUUUACCCUUGUUGUGUGCCAACAGGAAGCACAGGGCAGUGGUUUUACCACUACUGACUGCCAAUAGCAAACAAAGAAGAGUGAUUUUAUUCCAUUAUUGCUACUGGUACUUAGCAGUGAUUUUAAGCUCACUGUAUGCCAGUAACACAGUGAAAUCAGUUUACCCCAUUGGCUGACAUUACAACAAACAGAGCAAAUGGAAUACAAUCACGCACACAAAUAGCACCAAGGUUAUCAAUUUCCUCAAGCUCAGCACUUCCUCCUACACAGUUUAUUCUCUUCUCCAUAUAUGAAAACAUACGGAAGAAAAAAACAAAACAUAGAAAUGUCAUAAUACAUGCCCAUACUCCCCUCUCAAUGUCUGCUUCAGCAGCAGUGGAAAAAUUACAUCAAUUUCCUGGACCACUUGAAUGUACCCACCCCAUGCUAAGAAGGCCAAUGCCUAAUCCAGUCUGCAGUGGAAGCCUAGUACUGUCGCACAGACUGGAGUGGAUGUUAUAAAGGGUGCAUUAAUGAAACUCAGAGCUAUGCUGCCUUUCAUGUAAGGCUUUAGUCCCCAUCCCAUAUCCCCCCUCAUUUAACCAUGUGUAAAAUCCAUAAUCUGUGUUGUGAUGGGUAAGUGGGAUUUGUGUGUGUUGCUUGCACAAAAUAAAAGAGUAGAUCAUUGUUAUUUCUGUUACUGCAAAUCAAGAAGGGUAAAUCACUGGUCUAUGUAUUCUUGGAUACAAAGAGGGUUAAAUUACUGCUCUUUUUGCGUACUUCAGUUGAUAGGAGUCACUGAUCUAUCUGCAUUUCUGUCAGCUGAGAUGAUACCAUUUCAGCUCCAUGUGUGUUGCUGGCACAAAUGUGUUGAGUUAUUGUACUUUGUGUGAUAUUUUCAUUAAAAACAAAGUGUACAAUCA
This is a messenger RNA of Bombina bombina (fire-bellied toad), 2635 nucleotides long. Its product is annotated as pancreatic secretory granule membrane major glycoprotein GP2-like. The transcript is spliced from 11 exons. Lineage: Eukaryota; Metazoa; Chordata; Amphibia; Anura; Bombinatoridae. The coding region runs from base 95 to 1375 and encodes 426 amino acids. The record is from RefSeq and is a predicted model, not a curated record. Gene Ontology annotation, cellular component: cell surface.